CAUUUGUCCUUAAGCGACUAUCUGAUCGCUUCGCUCUGGCCAGCGCCUGCAAGUAGACUCAAUUCGUGAACCAUGCAGACCCAGAUGCGCGCCAGCCGACAGGCAUUCAGCGGGCUAACCAAGCCCAAGGUCAUGCCACCCCGUUUGGUGAAGACCCAAGCGUACGUGGAGGCUUCGACUAGCUACGCUGUGCUGCAGCAGGCUGUCGCUUACGCUGUGGUGCUGGGAGCCGAGGGCCUGUACACGCGGUCUCAACUGCCGGAGGGCGCUGCCGGCCGGCCGGAGGUGUUGCCGGUCGCUGCGGGUGUGGGCACCACUGCCCUGGCCUGCGCGCUGGUGUCGCUCAACAACGACGCGCUGUACACGCCCGCCUUCAUCGUGGGGCUGCUGUCCAGCGGCGCCAUGCUGGCCUACUGCGUCAAGCGCACACUGGACACCAAGCAAGACGACAGCGACUGGCCCGGCCCCAAGGCCUGGCCCGCCACCAUGGGCCUCAUCUCCUUCUUCGCGCUCAACGUCUUCAUCCAGGCGCUGCGGGCGGAGCUGUAAGCUGGAGGGACGUGUAGCUGCGACAGUACGACGGACAAGCGGGCGUGCGGGCACGGUGGCGGAGGCCUUUGGUGGGCUCCCUAUGCUGGAGAGUGCCGCACCUUGAAGUUGUCAGGGGGGAAGCCCGCUUGAGCUGGCUUUGUUUCGGACGGAGGUUUGGACGGAUGGCGGUUUUGGCGUGUGUGGUGCGCGCUCCACGGUUUCGGGCUGUCCUGACUAGGAAGAGACGCGGCAUGCAUGCGCAGAGGGAGACCGGGCGGCGUUGUGGUGCCAACAUGAUGGCCGAGGUCCGGCAGGGUGCCAAGGCAGGGGCGCCCCGGCCAAUGCCUGAAGCCGCUGUGUUGCGGAUAGGUGUGCCCUAGGUGUCGUGGGCACUGCCGUACGGCAGGGUUGCUGCACGGGGCUCUUGCGAGUUGGGCGGCCCUCCAGAGCCCUUGUGUGGUUGACACAUAUCUG
This is a messenger RNA of Chlamydomonas reinhardtii, 1005 nucleotides long. RefSeq lists its product as uncharacterized. The record is from RefSeq and is a predicted model, not a curated record. The transcript has 8 exons. The coding region runs from base 73 to 549 and encodes 158 amino acids. Lineage: Eukaryota; Viridiplantae; Chlorophyta; Chlorophyceae; Chlamydomonadales; Chlamydomonadaceae.